Carya illinoinensis is the source of this 453-nucleotide messenger RNA. Its product is annotated as alcohol dehydrogenase class-P-like. Bases 1 to 384 code for a protein of 127 amino acids. The record is from RefSeq and is a predicted model, not a curated record. NCBI's taxonomy places the organism in Eukaryota, Viridiplantae, Streptophyta, Magnoliopsida, Fagales, Juglandaceae. Gene Ontology annotation, biological process: formaldehyde catabolic process. Gene Ontology annotation, cellular component: cytosol. The transcript is spliced from 5 exons. Gene Ontology annotation, molecular function: S-(hydroxymethyl)glutathione dehydrogenase [NAD(P)+] activity; zinc ion binding.
AUGUACAUCCGCAAGGUAUUUGCUAAGAAAUUUGGUGUCACUGAAUUUGUGAUUCCAAAAGAUCAUGACAAGCCUGUUCAACAGGUGCUUGCUGAGAUGACUGACGGAGAGGUGGAUCGGGCCAUUGAAUGUACUGGAAGCAUCCAGGCCAUGAUCUUAGCUUUUGAAUGCGUUCAUGAUGGUUGGGAUGUUGCAGUGCUUGUUGGAGUCCCAAAUAAAGAUGACUUAUUCAAGACUCAUCAUAUAAACGUGCUAAAUGAGAUGACUCUUAAGGGCACCUUCUUUGGCAACUACAAGCCCUGCAUCGAUAUUCCGGAUGUCGUGGAAAAGUACAUGAACAAGGAGCUAGAACUUGAUAAAUUUAUCCUCAGCUUAGGAGUAUAAAGCCAAUUGAGAUGAAAUAAAGAAAGAAAACAGUCAACCUUGUGAUUGACUAGGUUAGUAAAGCCAAGA